Molecule: messenger RNA, 1248 nt
Organism: Anguilla anguilla (European eel)
Lineage: Eukaryota; Metazoa; Chordata; Actinopteri; Anguilliformes; Anguillidae
Product: ADP-ribosyl cyclase/cyclic ADP-ribose hydrolase 1-like
Exons: 10
Coding region: 305-1162 (285 amino acids)
Biological process (GO): positive regulation of B cell proliferation
Cellular component (GO): plasma membrane
Molecular function (GO): NAD+ nucleosidase activity; phosphorus-oxygen lyase activity
Source: RefSeq, a predicted model, not a curated record
GGGACGAGGACAGGAACAGAGGCCCGUUUCAGGGCCCCUGGGGCUGAGCGUGAGGGCAGGAGGACGGGGAGGCUCCAGCACCGCCUGGCUUCUCCUGCUCGGAUCUCCGCACUGGAUCGCCUGAUAUUUCCAACUCACGAGAUUCUGGGAUUUUGUAAAUUAUUAUUAUUUUAUGUCAAGAGGAUUUCAGUGGGACCUGCUGUUUGACGGACUGACGCACGGGCGCGGUUGCUGAAGGAGAGGUGGCGAUCUCUUGCCCUGUCUGCUCUUCUCUGCUGAGGGGAGACUCAGCGGUCUGGUCCACAUGAACCUUGACCCUUUCAGCACUCGAACGUCUGACAUGAUUCGUGGCGUGGUGGUUUUCUUUUUCCUCACACAAGCCCUCGGGGCUGAGAUGGGGACCACAGACAAUCUGAAAGAAAUAGUCAUCGGACGCUGCUACAACUACGUGACUCUGGUUCAACCCAAUUCCAGGUAUGACUGUGAGGAAAUCUGGAGAGAGUUCCAGGAGGCGGUGUUGAGGAGGACAUCAUGCAAUGUGGCAGUGAGGGACUACCAAAGAAUGUUCCAUACCAUGCCACAGGCCCUGCCCUGUGAUAGGCUGCUGUUCUGGAGCAAAACCCACAAGCUUGUCCACAGCUACUCCGCGGUCACCCGCCAUUUCUGGACCCUGGAAGACACGCUUGCGGGCUACCUGUUCAACGACCUCGUCUGGUGUGGGCAGGACCACGGGGACCGAGGGUUCAAUUUUAGUUCCUGCCCAAUGUGGUCAACCUGUGUGAACCAUCCUGUGUAUUCCCUGUGGAAGCAAGCUUCAAAAAAUUUUGCCGCCUUGGCGUGUGGGAACAUAACCGUCCUGCUCAACGGAUCCGUCCCAAACUCCUUCAGCCGGGACAGCAUGUUUGGAAGCGUGGAGCUGGACAACCUGAACCCUCGCAUGGUGAACCAUGUCAACAUCAAGGUGGUGGCCAACCUGGAGGGCCCCUUCCUGGAAUCAUGCUCACAGGGCUCUGUCCUGGACCUGAUAAAAAUCCUGAGUCGUCGAGGAUUCCGCUGGACCUGCAGUGACAGCGAUGUUACCCUGAAGAUUCUCCAGUGCAUGCAGAACCCCAGGCAGUCCUCCUGCCAGACAUGCAGCAAUAGCCUGCUGCGUGGACACUGAGAGCAUGGAGAGAGCGCCCUCUACAGGAACGGAGGCCACAAACAGCACGUUUUUCACACAGUGAAUUUGUGACAGAUGUAUAUAUA